This is a messenger RNA of Pantherophis guttatus, 3389 nucleotides long. RefSeq lists its product as uncharacterized. The record is from RefSeq and is a predicted model, not a curated record. NCBI's taxonomy places the organism in Eukaryota, Metazoa, Chordata, Lepidosauria, Squamata, Colubridae. Gene Ontology annotation, cellular component: nucleus.
GCCGGGGGGCGGGUAGGCAGCCGGUUGGGGCCUCCUCUUCCUCGGCGGCCGGGACCCACAGCCAUUCAGCCCCCGUUGCUGCCAAGCAAGCCAGAGAGGGACUACCAGCCCAGCGACAGCAGACGUCCUGGAGAUGACACUGCACAACCUUGGACCACAACUUUAGUCGUCCACAAGUCAGAAAAGACCCCACGGACCUUCAAACCCAUUAGGGACCACCCCACAUCUAGCCUAACCCCACACCCCACCUGUCUUUCCUCCAUCUGAAUUUUCACAGUCCCCCUGCACCACGUUUUGGCCCGGGACUCCCAUGUUUUCCUCAGCCGCGGCGAACGAGCGAUGGAGCGUCCAGUUUGACCCUUCCCCAUCUACUUCAUCUGUGGUAUCUCUGAGCGUAGUUCCUGGACGCAAACGAAAAGCGAACUUCUCCAACGAUGAGACGGAAGCCUUGGUCUGGAAUGUAGUCCGGCAUUUUAGCGCCUUGUACGGCUCCGAAACUUUCCGGGCGCACCCCGUACGCCGCAAGCAGCUCUGGACCCAAAUUCAAAGCCGCGUCAACCUUCUUGGCUACACCGAGCGCUCGAUCGACGAUCUGAAGCACAAAUGGCGGGAUCUACGGCUGGACGUCAAGAAGAAGAUCAGCGCCAAGAAGCCUCCGGCUGUCCACCAGGCUGGAACCCCCUACAAACCACAGUUGACUCCUCUGGAGAAGAUGGUGGCUUCCACGUUCCUUCAGCCUACCCAUGAUCCAGAACCGGAGAUCGUCCUGGACCCCGAGAUUUACUUCCCAGGAACCUCCCAACGGAGGUUUGGGUCCAUGAAGGCUGCCACCAGCCACUCUGGUAUUUAUAUCCACACCAACGGGCAGCCGUCCACUCUGCCAGAAAUGGAGGGGUUCAUUGGACCCCACCUGGGUGUCCGGAGUCCAGACCUGUCACUAAUUGGAGACUACAGCAGAGGCGAAGAGCAGAGCAGCUCUGCUGACUCUGGUCCGGAGCUGCAGAUUCCCGAACCGUCGACUGUCUCACCCCCACUGAGAAAUGACUCCCGGGUUUCCUACACUUCCGAAGAGGAGGACGCGGAAGACCCGGAUGGGGAUGAGGGUCUCGAUCCACAGCUCUCAGCCGAGGAGGACCUGAAGUUCUCCAACCGGCAGGGAAUGCUCCUCCAUCGCUGGAGUUCGCAGGGAUCGCUCGCAUCUGAGCCAGAGGACACGCUUACUCGGGCGGGUGGUCACUCUGAGUGCGGUCACGACAGGAGUGCUGACCUUCCAGUCCUGAGACCCCAAACAGAGGAGGAAGAGUCAGAGCCCCCCAAUACUGAUCUAGGCUCCUUCCCACGGGGACUGAUUGGUCCGGCGUGGGAGAAGCAGCCGUACGAGGAUCAGCAGCAGCAGCCAUCUGUAUCUCCACUCGGCACGGGGACUCUAACAGAGGAGUCCCUGCCUCCUAUAUCACCUUGCACAGAGGGGGUAUCUCCUUCGCACUCCUUGCCGUGGAGAAUUGGGGGCUCCCGCCUGCGGGAGAACCGCCGAGAACCUUGCAGGGCCACUCUCUAUCGCUUAAUGGAGAUGGAAGACCAGUGGGACCAGCUCUACCACCAUGAGUUAGCUGUGUGGCAAGAGGAACGAGCCCAGCAACGGGAGGAGCGGGUUAGAGACAGGGACCUCCAGUUGCAGCUGCUGACUGUCCUCACCGAGAUCCGUGACGAGCUGCGGUGUUUGAGGCAGGAACGGGCAGCUUCCCGCCAGGAACGUGCUUCACAAACCGGCGCGGAGCUCACUUUGCCAUGCCUGUCUCCGAAACCCGAGGCAUCACUUCCCAAGCCGUCAUCUGAACAUGUCCCACUGUUCUACCCCGGCAAAACCGAAUCAUGCCUCGUGGGAGCAUCUUUGCUGAAUGGUGGGCGGGGAGAGAGGGGUAUUGGGCUCAGAAGUCCUCAGGGUAUACCCCAGCGGGGCAGGGGGCGUCCCCGAGGGUCCGCGUCUCGUCACAAAAGGUUGUUGGUGAGCAACAGAUAGGUGGGAUGAGCACUUGCAAAACCCAGGAUUAACGGACAUGUCAUGUGUGAGGACACUUGGGCAUGCUAUGUGCCCCGAACAGCCAGGGUAUCCAGCGAAUGUGGAAGUCAUCGGGGACUGUUUUCUCGCACAAGUCUAACAUCAGAACACGUGGUUGCAGCGUCCCUGUAGUCACAUAAUCAAAUGCAAGACGCUUGGCAACUGGCAUGGACUUAUGACAGUUGCAGUGUCCCAGGGUCAUGUGAUUUCUCUUUUGCGACCUUCUGGUUUGUCAGAUUCCCCAAAUCAAUGGAGAAACCAGAUUUGCUUCACAGCCAUGUUACUGGCAACUGCAGCGAUUCAUUUAACAACACAAAAUGGGGCAAAGCCCACUUAACACUCUUGCGUAGCUGUGGAAAUUUGGGCAUAAUUGUGGUCCUAAGUCGAGGAAUAUAUCAAGGCAGAACAAAAUCAAUUGUAUCCCAAAACUAUGCCGAUUUCAAAGAUGGCCGCAGUGUGACAUAUUUUACACAUCUGGUAAUUUUGUCCUCUGGGAGUCCGUGAAGACACCGUCAAAUCCUCCGGUCAAAUAAAACCAGGGAAGAGAUGGCAUAGAUGGGCACGCAUGGAUAGGCGUGUAAGUGCAAAAGGUGUCCCUCCGAACAGAUCUGCUGUCCAAGUGUGUCUCCAUGGCAGGAUAAAUUCUUAAUGACUGUUUUUGAGUUUCUCAACAUUCAUUUCAUGAAGUAAUAUGCAUAUAUCCAUGUAUGUAUGUGUAUAUGUGUGUAAGACCCAAAAAUAAGACUGAACUGGAAAAUAAGCCCUAGCGUGAUUUUUCAGGAUGCUCGUAAUAUAAGCCCUACCCCCAAAAUAAGCCCGUUAAGAUCAUUAACAGAGGAGUUUAGUACUGCAUUUUCCCCAAAAUAAGACCUAACCAGAAAUUAGGUCAUAAUGCGUCUUUUGGAGCAAAAAUUAAUAUAAGACCCGGUUUUAUUUUGGGGAAAACGUGUAUAUGACUAUGUAUGUAUAUAUGUGUGUGUGUAUGUGUGUAUGUAUGUAGUCUUGUUUAGCCUGACUAGGUGGCUCAGUGGCUAAGAUGCUGAGUUUGUCAAUCAGAAAGGUUGGCAGUUGGGCGGUUUGAAUCCCUAGAACAGGUCUCCUGCUGAGCAGGGGGUUGGACUAGAUGGCCUCCAAGGUCCCUUCCAUCUCUACUGGUGUAUGUAUAUGUAUAUAUAAAUAUAGGUCUUUGGUUAUUCGGGUUUUCUCCCACGUAAAAUUGGAAGUGUCUUGGCGACGUUUCGACGGUCUCAUUCGUCAUCUUCAGGCUGGUGUUUUCGGCUUCGUGCUUCUAGGAGCAAUGUGUGAUUGCAGACAUUGAAGAAUGCUCCUA